CUCUGGCAGCAGAUGCUACAAGAUCACCAGUGAUGACUAAGAAUUUUGCUGCUUUAUUGCUGAAAGGGGCUGAAGCAUUUAGAUGUGAGGCAGCUGAUCCGGCCAAACCCCACUAUAUCUGUUAGUCAAUGUAACAGCAAAAGUGGCCUCCAUGGGAGAAAAUGGUGGAUGGUGUAGCAAGUUACUGGGUCUCGAAAGGAGCCAUGGCCACUAAGAGUCUCAGCAGUGAACUGAUGUGUUUGGAAGGUGGUAUCACAAUGUGGGGCUGAGCUGAUGAAACGACAGCUAAUGCCGACGCCUGCCAAUGAUGGGAAGAGAACACAGACCUCAAACUUGGGAUCACUGGCCUUUUAUUAGCGUUUCCAUGGUUUGGAAUGGAUAUCGGUGGAACACUGGUUAAACUGGUCUACUUUGAACCUAAGGACAUUACUGCAGAAGAGGAGCAGGAGGAGGUGGAAAACCUGAAAAGCAUUAGGAAAUACUUGACCUCCAACACAGCCUACGGGAAGACUGGCAUUCGCGAUGUUCACCUGGAACUGAAAAACCUGACCAUGUGUGGCCGCAAGGGAAACCUGCACUUCAUCCGCUUCCCCAGCUGUGCCAUGCACAGGUUCAUCCAGAUGGGCAGCGAGAAGAACUUCUCCAGUUUGCACACCACGCUCUGUGCCACGGGAGGUGGGGCCUACAAGUUCGAGGAGGACUUCAGAACGAUUGCUGAUCUGCAACUCCAUAAACUGGACGAAUUGGACUGUUUGAUCCAAGGCCUCCUUUACGUUGACUCUGUUGGUUUCAAUGGCCAGCCCGAGUGCUAUUAUUUCGAAAACCCCACAGAUCCUGAACAGUGCCAGAAAAAACCUUACUGCCUUGAUAAUCCAUAUCCUAUGCUGCUGGUUAACAUCGGCUCAGGGGUCAGCAUCCUGGCUGUGUAUUCCAAGGACAACUAUAAGAGAGUCACAGGAUCCAGCCUCGGAGGAGGGACGUUCCUGGGGCUGUGCUGCCUGCUGACGGGCUGCGAGACCUUUGAGGAGGCACUAGAGAUGGCCGCGAAGGGAGACAGCACCAACGUGGAUAAGCUGGUGAAGGAUAUUUACGGAGGGGACUACGAGAGGUUUGGCCUUCAGGGCUCUGCUGUCGCCUCCAGCUUCGGGCAUAUGAUGAGUAAAGAGAAGAGAGAUUCCAUCAGUAAAGAGGACCUGGCCAGAGCUACUUUGGUCACCAUCACCAACAACAUCGGGUCCAUUGCUCGCAUGUGUGCGCUCAAUGAGAACAUCGACAAGGUGGUGUUUGUUGGCAACUUCCUCAGAAUUAACAUGAUCUCCAUGAAGGUGCUCGCGUACGCCAUGGACUAUUGGUCCAAGGGACAGCUGAAAGCACUGUUUUUGGAACACGAGGGUUAUUUUGGAGCUGUUGGGGCUCUGCUGGAGUUGCUGAAGAUGACAGAGGAUCAGUGAUGGAGCUGUUGGGGGAGGUUCCCACUGCAGAUGCUGCUGGAAAAGAGCGAAAGCCACUACAAGGAUGGAAACGAAGCCAUUAUGGUAGUUCUACCUGCUGGAUUUGUAAAUAAUUUAAAUCCUUUUAGCUGAUCUUUAACUUCUGGGUUUUGAGCUUCUACUUCAGAAUUCAUACUGGGAAUAACAAGAUCUUUUUUUUUCUGUACACUGUAUUUUUUAGGGGAAAAAUGUGCAAAGUGGCCAAACAAACAGAUUUUAUGGAUUUAUUUUAAAAAAAGUGGAUACUGUUUAAUGUAGGACCUGUAAUAUGAGGCAUCUGCUUUUCUUCUGGGGUUUACUGAUUAGUGUGGUAAUUUUAACUUCAUUUAGUAAUCACUCUAGGAGAUUUUUUUUAUCUUAUUUUCAUGACGUUUCAUGAUUUGUUCUUGGUUUCAAAUGAAACUGCAAAGCUGAUGCAUUUUACUGUGAAAACUAGUCAUUGAUUUAUUUUUUUUUUUUUGCCUUUCCACAUUAGAUGAGACACUUUAUUAUUUAACACCCCCUUUGCCCCUCCAAAAAAAUAAAUGUAUGAGCUGUCUUGGACUCCGUGUUCCUUGGCAAGAGGCUGGGAGAGAGCUUGCUGGGGGCAGGGGUAGUCGGGAUUUGCAACAGGGACAGGCACCAGUGGCUCUUGCAGGACUCAUUCUCCUCCACGUUAAAAAUUCUAAACAAGGUGCGAACUAAAACUUUAAUUCUUGCUUUGGCACUGAGAUGAAAUCCUGUUUGUGUGGAACAUCCCUGAUGUACGUGCAGAGUCCCCAAGUACAGCUGUUAUUUAUGGGGUACGUUCUUGGCGUUAGAUGACAAAGGGAAGAGAUUUUUUUUUUUUCAUUUAUUUGAAGACUUUUCUGUAGUCUGCAAUUCUUAACUUUUAUCUUAAUCAAAACCAACUGAUAACUGCAUUAUUUCAAAGCCCAGUUUCUAAAAUUAGAAAAUGAACUGCCUAAUGCAUUGUCUGGUUUUGAGCUAAUGUUAACUUUCCCUCCAGGUCACUGGGAUUCGAGGGUUUAUUCCAAUACAGUAUUUUCUCUCUUUUUUUUUGUGAUUUGUGGACCCCUCUAGAUGAUUUAUUUUUUCCCAGCUGAGAUCUCUGUACCUGGGCCUCCGUGCAGCACAGCACGCACGAACUUGCUUUUCUCGGGCACCAUGAGGGCUCACAAAUCAGAGGCUGAAAAAACCAGCCCAUAAAUUGUUUUGUCUUGCAAAGCUGCGUGUGAUGUCACGGCACGGAAAGGGCUCAUCACAGGGACAGUGUAAUAUUCAGAUAUUAUCCAAGAGAUUUUUGGAAGGGGUUUUAUUUCACUUUUUUUUAACAGGCGCCAAUUUCCGUAUCUCCCAAACGUUGAGAUAAAUUCGUAUGAAGGGGAGUGUUACCUUGUCUAACAGAAAUAAAGACCACUGCUGUUUGGAUGGUU
Calidris pugnax (ruff) is the source of this 2905-nucleotide messenger RNA. RefSeq names its product pantothenate kinase 1 (gene PANK1). Gene Ontology annotation, molecular function: ATP binding; pantothenate kinase activity. Gene Ontology annotation, biological process: coenzyme A biosynthetic process. Lineage: Eukaryota; Metazoa; Chordata; Aves; Charadriiformes; Scolopacidae. Gene Ontology annotation, cellular component: nucleus; cytosol. The coding region runs from base 375 to 1451 and encodes 358 amino acids. The transcript has 9 exons. The record is from RefSeq and is a predicted model, not a curated record.